UACAAGAGAUUGAUUUGAAAUAAAACACAUAGCUCAGGACAUUUGAAGCAUUAUUUUUUUUUCCCCUGAUCAAUCUCAAACCCUACUUUUAGAACUGGAUUCUGAACGCUUGUCAGUGUUAAUUCUGAAUGACAUCGCUUAACUACUAAUAUUUCCGAUUCUUGACUCGCUCGCGACUCUUUCCGAGUUCCGGUGGCCGAAUUGCAGUUUUCGCUUCACAAUCAGUUCUCAUUAUCCCGAAGCAAAGGAAUAUUUGGUGCAACAGGAACUGAAAACAUGGAAGGAGAUGAUGAUUUUGAUGAAUAUAUUCCUGUGGCGAAGCGUAGAGCCAUGGAAGCGCAGAAGAUUCUUCAACGCAAGGGUAAGUCUUCUGCCCUUGAAGAAGAGUUGGAGAAAUCAAAGCUUGCCGAGGCCAAGCCAAGCCUUCUUGUAAAAGCAUCACAGCUGAAGCGAGAUCAGCCUGAGAUAAGUCCAACCCAGCAGAUUGUGCAACAAGAGAAGGAAAUGAUUGAGCACUUAUCGGAUCGGAAAACUUUAAUGUCUGUUCGUGAGCUGGCAAAAGGGAUUACUUAUACAGAGCCUCUGUUGACGGGAUGGAAGCCACCAUUGCCGAUCAGAAGGAAGUCGAAUAAGGAAUGUGAUGCGAUUCGGAAGCAGUGGCACAUAAUAGUUGAUGGUGAAGACAUUCCCCCACCAAUUAAGGAUUUUAAGGAUAUGAGAUUUCCCGAACCAAUUUUGAAGAUGCUAAAGGCCAAGGGAAUUGUACGGCCAACCCCUAUUCAGGUGCAAGGUCUACCUGUGAUUUUAACUGGGAGGGAUAUGAUUGGUAUUGCAUUUACAGGUUCAGGAAAGACAUUGGUUUUUGUACUGCCAAUGAUUAUGGUGGCGCUGCAAGAGGAAAUUAUGAUGCCUAUUGAUCCAGGAGAAGGGCCAUUUGGUCUGAUUAUAUGCCCAUCAAGAGAACUUGCAAGGCAGACUUAUGAAGUGGUGGAAGAGUUUUUGGCUCCCAUGAGAGAGGCUGGUUACCCGGAACUGAGGCCUUUGCUUUGUAUUGGUGGAGUAGAUAUGAGAUCACAAUUGGAUAUUGUGAAGAAGGGUGUUCAUAUCGUUGUUGCUACUCCUGGGAGGUUGAAGGAUAUGUUGGCAAAGAAAAAAAUGAGUCUUGACAAUUGUAGGUAUCUUACGUUAGAUGAGGCAGAUAGACUGGUUGAUUUGGGCUUUGAAGAUGAUAUAAGAGAGGUAUUUGACCACUUUAAAGCUCAACGACAAACUCUCUUGUUUUCUGCCACCAUGCCCACCAAGAUUCAGAACUUCGCUAGAAGUGCUCUGGUAAAACCUGUUACCGUUAAUGUGGGAAGAGCAGGAGCGGCAAAUCUUGAUGUGAUUCAGGAAGUCGAGUAUGUGAAGCAAGAGGCUAAAAUCGUAUAUCUUCUUGAAUGUCUACAGAAAACCCCACCUCCUGUUUUAAUAUUCUGUGAGAACAAGGCUGAUGUGGAUGACAUUCAUGAAUACCUCCUCUUAAAAGGAGUUGAAGCUGUAGCCAUUCAUGGAGGCAAGGAUCAGGAAGAGAGAGAGUAUGCCAUUUCAUCCUUCAAGGCUGGGAAAAAAGAUGUCUUGGUUGCCACUGAUGUUGCCUCGAAGGGGUUGGAUUUUCCUGAUAUUCAACAUGUCGUUAAUUAUGACAUGCCUGCAGAAAUUGAGAACUAUGUUCACAGGAUUGGACGAACUGGAAGAUGUGGCAAGACAGGAAUAGCAACAACAUUUAUAAACAAGAACCAGAGUGAGACAACACUUCUUGAUUUGAAGCACCUCUUGCAAGAAGCAAAACAGAGGAUUCCACCAGUGUUGGCUGAGCUAAACGAUCCGCUGGAAGAUGCGGAAGCAAUUGCCAAUGCGAGUGGGGUUAAGGGCUGUGCGUAUUGUGGUGGGCUUGGUCACCGUAUCCGGGAUUGCCCUAAAUUAGAACAUCAAAAAAGCAUGGCUAUUUCCAGCUCCAGAAGGGAUUACUUUGGAUCCGGUGGUUACAGGGGAGAGAUAUGAUAUUAGCCAAACCGUUAUACAUGUGUUGAUGUUUUCCCUCAAUCGCCACUGUGUUACAUAAACGUUUUAUGCACCUUGCAGUUGCAUUUGAACGGAAAUGACUUUCAUGCUUGUAUGUUAAUGGAUGAUGUACUGAGAGAAAUUAUCUAUAGAGAUGGUCCUAGUGACGUUGUCGCAGUUGAAUAUCUGAAUUUAUUAUAAAUUCCUAGAAAUAUUUUCAUUGA
Messenger RNA from Alnus glutinosa, 2264 nucleotides. Its product is annotated as DEAD-box ATP-dependent RNA helicase 35. Gene Ontology annotation, molecular function: ATP binding; RNA helicase activity; zinc ion binding. Gene Ontology annotation, biological process: mRNA splicing, via spliceosome. The coding region runs from base 277 to 2040 and encodes 587 amino acids. Lineage: Eukaryota; Viridiplantae; Streptophyta; Magnoliopsida; Fagales; Betulaceae. The transcript has 3 exons. The record is from RefSeq and is a predicted model, not a curated record. Gene Ontology annotation, cellular component: spliceosomal complex.